Opisthorchis viverrini is the source of this 264-nucleotide messenger RNA. RefSeq lists its product as hypothetical. The transcript has 3 exons. Lineage: Eukaryota; Metazoa; Platyhelminthes; Trematoda; Opisthorchiida; Opisthorchiidae. The coding region runs from base 1 to 264 and encodes 87 amino acids. The record is from RefSeq and is a predicted model, not a curated record.
AUGGUCCUCGAAUUAUCGGCACAAGCCUUGGCCGCCAAACUAAACAAGAGCCUUGGAUCCGCGUGUGACAAGGCGUCGAAAGAAUACACGAAGCACAAUUAUGUGGCAUUUGUGCGUGCAUCGGGUAACCAAAGCACCGAAGCUGUUUUACUACAAACGCGGCAGGCGCCCGGGAAGAUCGAAGGAAAGCCGAGAUCUUAUCAAACGAAUUUAAAGUGUGUUCCCGUCACCAUCUUCACGAUGACAUCACGAGGCAUCACGUGA